Molecule: messenger RNA, 1392 nt
Organism: Beauveria bassiana ARSEF 2860
Lineage: Eukaryota; Fungi; Ascomycota; Sordariomycetes; Hypocreales; Cordycipitaceae
Product: GNS1/SUR4 family protein
Exons: 2
Coding region: 1-1392 (463 amino acids)
Biological process (GO): fatty acid elongation, monounsaturated fatty acid; fatty acid elongation, saturated fatty acid; fatty acid elongation, polyunsaturated fatty acid
Cellular component (GO): endoplasmic reticulum membrane
Molecular function (GO): fatty acid elongase activity
Source: RefSeq, a predicted model, not a curated record
AUGUCGGUCCACUCCGGCAUCAUCGGCGGCCUGCCGUCGUCGAAGCUCUUUAGCUUCCCUCCGCAUAACCCGGCGCCGCCUGUGCCACCGGCCCCCGUUUCUACCCUUUCCGUCAUGCGGCCCUUCAACAUUCCUGACGGCCUCUUCCUCGGUGCCCUUGACGCCCGCGUGCCCAUCACCAUUGCCGCUACGUACGCUGUCACCGUUAAGCUGCUCAAUCGCUACAACCGCGCCCAUAACAAGCAGCCCUGGGCCAUUUCCAAGACGGCCGUCUUUCGCUUCUUCGUCGUCGUCCACAACAUUUUCCUCGCCGUCUAUUCGGCCUGGACCUUUUACGGCAUGCUUGGCGGCAUGCGCAAGAGCAUAGUCAACCCCUUUGGCCCGGGCGGGCUCGCCGCCACCGCCGACAGCGCCUGCCGCCUUCAUGGCGCUCCUGGUCUUGGCAACUCGGUCUACUUUAACGAGCACCUCACCCGCUUUGAGAGUGCUGGUCCAGACACUCCCGCCGGCGUCGUUGACGCCGUCACCGGUCUACCUAACGGUCAACAGGGAGGUCGCAUCUGGAACGAGGGCCUCGCCUACUACGGUUGGAUCUUUUACCUGAGCAAGUUUUACGAGGUCCUUGACACCUUCAUCAUCCUGGCCAAGGGCAAGCCCAGCUCCACGCUGCAGACCUACCACCACGCCGGCGCCAUGCUCUGCAUGUGGGCGGGCAUGCGCUACAUGUCUGCGCCCAUCUGGAUUUUUGUCCAGUUUAACUCGUUCAUCCACGCUCUGAUGUACACUUACUACACCGUGACGGCCUUCAACAUCCGCGUCCCAGUCUUCAUCAAGCGCAGCCUAACCAGCAUGCAAAUCACGCAGUUCCUCGUCGGCGCGUCCCUUGCCAUGUGCCACUCCUUUGUCUAUUACUUUGCACCGGCCGCUGCCUCGACCUCGACCUCGACCCCGACAUCGGACGCGGCCGGUGCCGUCGAGUCGGUCCGCGCGCUGCUAUUCGGCUCCGGCGCCGACGCCCGCCGCAUCAAGACCAUUGUCGACCAGAACGUUUCGUACGUUUCGCAGCCGUGCAUCGUCAGCUCUGGUGAGACCUUUGCUAUCUGGCUCAACGUCGUGUACCUUGCGCCCCUCACCUACCUCUUUGUCAGCUUCUUCAUCGCCAGCUACGUCAAGCGCAGCAACGCCGCUAAUAAGUUUGCCGGCAAGGGCGCCGCGGCGCGCCGUCUCAGCAAUGUCAACGUCGACGUCGCUCUCGCGGAAAAGGCUGGUUGGGAUGCCGCCCGCGGCCUGGAGCGUGAGGUGUACGGCGGUGAGCGCAUGGUGCGCAGCAGCGAUAACAGCCCUACGCGCGAGGAGGUCACUGCUCGCCGCACCACCAGGCGUCGAGGCUAA